Juglans regia (Persian walnut) is the source of this 637-nucleotide messenger RNA. RefSeq lists its product as uncharacterized. The record is from RefSeq and is a predicted model, not a curated record. The transcript is spliced from 3 exons. The coding region runs from base 95 to 637 and encodes 180 amino acids. NCBI's taxonomy places the organism in Eukaryota, Viridiplantae, Streptophyta, Magnoliopsida, Fagales, Juglandaceae.
CAUGGGGAUUAAUAAACUUACGUCAUCCAUGUUCCCAUAGCGAUACUCCUUACGCUCAUCUGCUAGACAUCAGCCGUAUCAACAGCUAUUUGAAAUGGAGGACCCCGAAGAUACGAGCCGGGAUAAUGUGCUUUGGGGCGAUGCCAUGGAGGAGAUAUUCAUCGACAUGCUCUACCAGGACGCGCUUCAAGGUAGAUUAAAGGGCGGAAAGAUAACGUUUAGAGAGCAUGGAGUUUAUGCACAGCGACUCACUGCUGUUGGGAAGAAAGUGUUUGACGGGAACCAGGUUCGUGGAAAAUUGACGAGGUUGAAGGGGAUGCAGCGCUUGUUUACCGAUUUGUUGAGCCAAACUGGUAUGGGUUGGGAUCCCAACACAAAGACAGUUGUCGCGAGUGACGAGUGCUGGGAGAAUGCCAUUAGGGUUAAAUCGAAAUGGGGGAGGUUUCGUACUUUUGGCUGCCCAAAGUACGAGGAGCUGUGCACCAUAUUUGGCGCGUCCGUUGCAUACGGGACUAUGCAACACGCAUCAACACAGCUACCCGCAGAUAGCGACGACGAGCGGCGCCUGGAUGAGGAGAUGCGAGCUCGAUGCCCUCCCAUCACUAGGCCAUCGACAGGGAUUGCCCAUUGGCAAUGA